GCUUUACGCUCUCGUAGCCUCUCAAUCGGUACUGUACCAUCCUCCUCAGCUGUCCGCAUAGGUCGCUCUCUCCUAUAUCGCGAGUGAUCAGCGCCGGUGGGCGAAUUCGAUGUACGGUGAAUGGUCCUGCCUUGACAACACCUUCAGGCACCGAGCUCGGAUAACUUCAGGCAAGAGGAGGCAUACUCGCCUAACCUCAUCCGACGAGCCAUCAGACGCCUCAAAAGCGACGACGCUUGCCAGUGUGGCGCUACAAGGACGUUCACAUUGAGCUGCGGGACCGAGCCCAGCGCUCGGCUCCUUCUCAUGGCCCUCUGUUCACUGCACUUGUCCAUGAAAGUCGACCCCGAGGCGCUCCUACCAGGAGAGCCUCACAUUAUAUCCGUGUCUCGGUACUUCGAGUCCCGACACGUGAACAAUCCUGCUAGGGGCGAGCCUCCUCCCGGAGGCACAUGGAUCAAGCUUGCCAGAUUCCCUUUCGAAAGUAUGCCAACAGGAGACCCCCACACGGACAAUCUGCCAAUCGAGCCGAAGUUCCUAGGUCUCUGGCUCGGCGACGGGACGCAUGACCAAGUGCGCAUCGCCUCCUCCGAUUUCGACGAGACACGAGAAUACCUCGCUGGGUACGUGCACCGUCUGAAUGCCACUCGGCCCCGUGGGGCGGCCCCUCUACACCUUCGUAUCACUCCUCACAUCAUGGCAGAGGGGGCCAUUCCCGCAAACGUCACGUGCUUCGAGUUCGCGAUCGCGAGCACCUUCCGAGAUCAGGAGGGAUUCUACUGGAAUCCCCUUCUCGAUGGCCUGCAUGCGCUUGGCAUCUUUGCGAACAGAAAGGCGCGCAGGAUCCCUGCUCGGUACCUCAGUGCAAGCGAGGGGCGCCGCUCUCGUCGGGGCUGAUCGACACGGACGGCUGCCUAGUCGCCAGUACCUGGUACGAGUUCGAUCAGGGUGCGGAUCAUCUUCUGCUCUUUGAUCAUACGCGACAGCUAGC
Molecule: messenger RNA, 991 nt
Organism: Microstroma glucosiphilum
Lineage: Eukaryota; Fungi; Basidiomycota; Exobasidiomycetes; Microstromatales; Microstromataceae
Exons: 1
Coding region: 307-897 (196 amino acids)
Source: RefSeq, a predicted model, not a curated record